AAACUGACUUAGGUAGGGAGCCAAUUAGAUUAUGAGACGCAACCCGUUUUGCAUACGGUCUUUCACACUCUGUAUAGUGUUGUCUUUGCCGUACGCUUAGGUUCAAACUCUUGAGUUGGUGUAAUAAAUAUAUAUCAGUGCUUAUAAGGAGUUAUUCCUUUCUCUGACGGAUUUGUGGCGGGGACACCUAAAGAGGACUAACAUGUCGGCAAAGAGUUUUCGGGUUAGCGACGGAGACUGGGUUUGUCCCGAUAAAAAGUGUGGAAAUGUCAACUUUGCUAGAAGAACGAGUUGUAACAGAUGUGGCAGGGAAAAAACAACUGAAGCAAAAAUGAUGAAAGCAGGGGGAACAGAGAUUGGAAAGACUCUGGCUGAGAAGAGCAAAGGUCUCUUCAGUGCCAACGAUUGGCAGUGCAAAACAUGUGGCAAUGUAAAUUGGGCCAGAAGAUCAGAGUGCAAUAUGUGUAACACUCCUAAAUAUGCCAAACUGGAGGAAAGGACAGGAUAUGGUGGAGGCUUUAAUGAGAGAGAGAAUUUAGUCUACAAUGAGCGAGAGGAGUCCGAUGGCGAGUAUGAUGAAUUUGGGCGCAUAAAAAAGAAGUAUCGUGGAAAAAGCACGAAGGACACUGAAAAGAAAGAGGAACCAAAAAAGAAUAAUAAUAAUAAUGAGGAAGAGGAGGAGGAGGACGAAGAUGACGAAGAUGGAGAUCUUUCAAAAUACAAACUUGAUGAUGAUGAUGAGGAUGAUGCAGAUUUGUCCAAGUAUGAAUUGGAUGAUAGUGAGGAGAAGAAAGGGACUCGCUCCAGCUCCUCACGGUCAUCAUCUCGCUCGUCCAGUUCAAGUUCCCGGUCUAGGUCCAGCAGAUCCCGGUCCAGGAGCUCAUCCAGUUCCAGAUCUUGCUCUCGCUCCAGGUCCAACUCCAGAUCCAGCUCCAGAUCAGGAAAGGGCUCUGUUUCCACAAAGAAGAGGUCUCGCUCCCCUUCGUCAUCGCCUGAGGGAGGCCAGAAGAGGAGUCGCUCCAGGUCCUCCUCUGGUGGACGCAAAAAAAGACGCACACGAUCGCACUCGUCUGAAAGGUUUGGUGUAACACAUGGUGGCCUGGAUGCCAGGCGUCCUUCUGCAUUAUACACAGGGCUCAGGGAUAAUACAGUUUUGAAACAAUGUGACAAUUGUUCUUUUCUCUGUACAAUAGAUUUUUCAUGCUUUGUUUUGAUUUAAAGGACCAAAUCGUUUAAUCGGUCAUGGCUUUUUUCUUUCUCUUUGUCUUUUUCUAUCUCUUUGUAGGCGCAGAGGCUCAUCUGGAUCAUCCCACUCUGGCUCAAGCUCAAAACAGAAAUGAUUGACAAAAGAAAAAAAAUCUAGAAGUGCAUGGGUUUUUUUUUUUUCACUCCAGUUUUUGGGGCUAUUGCAACUACUCAACUGUUUUGAUUUCACAUUGAUUUCUAUGAAAGAAAUACUUGUGCACCUGUUCACAUAACCUCUUCGCGAAAGGUUUCUGCUUUUUUUUGUUUCACCUUUUUUUUUUUUUUUUUUUUAUACAUCUAGUCAGAUCUCUUAACUUGGGGUGUAAAGUCUGUAGUGUCAGUGGGUUUAUAGAGAAAUAACAUCAGAUCUGUGACUGAAUGGCACAUAUCUUCUGGACAUCAACCAUUUUGAUGGGGAAAUUAUGCAAAUUACAUUGCAGAAAUAGUUGUAUUCCUCUAUUUCAGACAUUAUUGCCAUCAAAACAACUAGUUCAUUAACAAAACAUUUAAUUUAAAAAAAAAUUUUUUAUGGAUGCUGGUUUUAUGGUUCUUUUAUAUGAAACGCCUCACAAGCAAUGUUGAUGGCUUAACCACGUCAGCAAUGCCAGCAUCUAAUAGAGAGCCUCUAAGAUGUAACAUUACCUUGUCUAAUUGUGCAUUAAAGGUAAGUAUGUUUUUCUAUGCUUGUAGAGAUUUAUUUUCUUCUGUAAAGACGGAUGAAAAGUGAAAUUUCUGUGUCCUUUUUGUCAGUAUUUUUGUCUUUGUUCUUAAUUUUAUGAUUCAUCAUUUGUGGAACUAAGAAACUAUAGACAAACUUAUUACUGAAACGAAUUACUGAUAAAAUAAAUCACUGGUUUGGUUUUCUCUUGUUCAAAUCAAAUUUGGAACAUGUAAAAUAAUCACAACAACCCACCACUCCCCUUCUAACAUACAAAAUAUGAAAAUGUUUUACUGUUAAUUGUAAUUACAUGUGUAUCCGACAUGAAUAAACACCUGUCAAUCUGAAA
Messenger RNA from Carassius gibelio (silver crucian carp), 2252 nucleotides. Its product is annotated as zinc finger Ran-binding domain-containing protein 2-like. The record is from RefSeq and is a predicted model, not a curated record. Gene Ontology annotation, biological process: RNA processing. NCBI's taxonomy places the organism in Eukaryota, Metazoa, Chordata, Actinopteri, Cypriniformes, Cyprinidae. The transcript is spliced from 9 exons. Gene Ontology annotation, molecular function: lipopolysaccharide binding; RNA binding. Bases 203 to 1219 code for a protein of 338 amino acids.